This is a messenger RNA of Linum tenue, 630 nucleotides long. Lineage: Eukaryota; Viridiplantae; Streptophyta; Magnoliopsida; Malpighiales; Linaceae. The record is from the annotation of a GenBank genome assembly.
AUGAUGCAUAGUGUGGAUUACCCUCUCUUGGAGGCGUUUAUUGAGAGGUGGCAGCCGGAUACCAACACGUUUCACAUGUCGUUCGGAGAGAUGACGAUCACUCUUCACGAUGUUUCAUUCCUACUCCAGAUUCCAGUGGAUGGAGAAUUACUUGCUGCACCAGCUAAGGGUGAUCCGUCGUUCGUGAGUGGGAUUGUUGAUCUUCUCGGGAUUCCAGAUAAGAAUGUAGUGGCAGCGCGUGGCAUCCGUUGGUAUGACGGUGGUGGGAUGUUGGUAGAUGAGGCCAUGAUACGUCUACAUGCUAGGGAGGAUGGGGAUGCUGAGGCACGAUGCUAUUUAAUGUGUUUGAUAGGGUCCACGCUUUUUGUGGAUAAGAGUUCUGAUAGUGUUCGUGGAUGGUUGUACUCUUAUUUCAGAGAUUUGCAGAUGGUUAGUAAGUAUGCAUUGGGUGUUGGUGCGCUUGCCUGGAUGUAUAGGCAGCUUGGGAGAUCUAGUCGAGCGGGAUCUAAAGGAUUUUCUGGGUGCUUGACCUUGUUACAGUCUUGGAUCUAUGAGUAUUUUCCAUCGCUGCGCAUUAACAGAGCUGCACCACAAACCGUGACACAGGGAGACCCAUUGGCUAGGAGGUAG